AUGUGCGAGGCGGUGUCGAUGACGUUGUUACUCCUAAUUGACGUCACAGCUACGCGAAUCUGCUCCCCACUUCUCAUCAUCUGUAAAAGCGACAAGCAUCAUUCCCUUUUCAUGCCAAUUUCCAUAAUCUCCAACUCUCCAACAGUUCAUCCAAAGGUAAUAUUUACAUCUCUGCUAACACAUCAAUCUCUCGCAAACAUGUCGGCCAAAGGCGGUGAAUUUCAGCCCGUGAAGGAGGCACAGGCCCAGAACCUUCCAGGCCUCGACAAGAACAUGAAGCCAGAAAGCGAAUCCACCAAACUUGAGGGCAAGGACCAACUGCACGAAUACAAGGGCUCGGGAAAGCUCAAGGGGAACAAGGCUUUCAUUACGGGGGGAGACUCUGGAAUCGGACGUUCAGUAGCGGUGCUGUUUGCCCGCGAAGGCUCAGAUGUCACGAUAGUCUAUCUCCCCGAAGAGCAGGAGGACGCUGAAAAGACGAAAAAGCUCGUGGAAGCCGAGGGACAGCAGUGCUUGCUAUUUCCGGGGGAUCUGAUGGACGCUGAGACGUGCCGCAAGGCUGUUCAGGUCCAUGUUGACAAAUUCGGCAAGAUCCACGUGCUCGUCAACAAUGCCUCGAAGCAAAUCAUGUGCCAGGAUAUCACCGACAUUGACCUCGAGAAUGUGGAGAGCACAUUCCGGAGCAACAUUCUGCAAAUGUUUGCCAUCACAAAGUAUGCUGUGAAGCAUAUGGAGAAGGGCGGCUCAAUCAUCAACACCACAUCGACCGUUGCCUUCCGUGGAACAGGUGCCAUGGUCGAUUACGCGGCAACAAAGGGGGCUAUCGUGUCUUUUACUCGGUCACUCGCCAAACAGCUCAUACCCAAGGGCAUCAGGGUCAACUGCAUCGCCCCGGGACCCGUUCACACCCCCUUGCAGCCAGCUUCACGACCAGCUGAGGACAUGGAGGGUUUUGGAGAGAAGUAUGCCUUGGGACGACCCGGUCAGCCCAGUGAGGUUGCACCCAGCUUUGUGUUUUUGGCUAGCAAGGAUGCGGAGCUGUAUUACGGCCAAGUGCUUCACCCGUACCCAUUGGGGGAUUAG
Podospora pseudopauciseta is the source of this 1083-nucleotide messenger RNA. RefSeq lists its product as uncharacterized. The record is from RefSeq and is a predicted model, not a curated record. Bases 1 to 1083 code for a protein of 360 amino acids. Gene Ontology annotation, molecular function: oxidoreductase activity. The transcript is spliced from 3 exons. Lineage: Eukaryota; Fungi; Ascomycota; Sordariomycetes; Sordariales; Podosporaceae.